GCCGAAGAAUAAACCCUCGCAUCCGCUGUGAAAGGCUUAUGAGACGACCGGAGAAACAAAUCGACGGCACUCAAUGUGAACACUUCCUUUUAGUUGUCAACAACGAGUGUAAAGGGACAGUGAGUACAACUAGCCGACAGCACACACUGUUCAACUGUUGAAGACAGCGGACAAACAUCUGCACUUGAAUGUGUGCCGCUUAACUAAGUUUAGCCCCCCCAAUACAUCCAUGUGUAUAAUUUUCUUCAAGUUUGACCCCCGUCCUGCAUCCAAAAAUGCCUACAGGCUAAUUUUGGCUGCAAACAGAGAUGAGUUCUACAACAGGCCGUCCAAGCCUGCGGACUUCUGGGGGACCAACAGUGAGAUCCUCAGCGGCCUGGAUCUGGAGUAUGGUAAGGAAGGAGGAUCAUGGCUGGGGAUCAGCAAGCGGGGCAAGCUGGCUGCAAUCACCAACUACAUGGAGGGACGUCCCAACCCUGACGCACAAGGAAGAGGAUUUCUAGUGUCUAACUACCUGAUGGACAAGGAUCAGGACAGCUACUCCUACCUGAAGAAGGUGUCAACAGAAAGCCACUUGUACAACGGCUUCAACCUCAUCACAGCAGAAUUCAAAGCCAAACAAGACAUUGUGUGUUACUAUGGAAACAGAGGCAGCCCUGAACCCAUCCAUCUAAAACCAGCAGGAAUCUAUGGCUUGAGUAAUUCGUUGCUGGACACUCCAUGGAGGAAACUGCUGCAAGGCAAGCGUCACUUCACCAGUGCUGUCAACGACCAGUCCCUGUCCUGCGAUGGACUGGUGCAAGAGCUGCUCAACGUCCUCAAUAAUGAGGAACUGAACACACCUGAUCCAGCUCAGGAGAGCCAGGGUGAUGGUUACAGCAAGCCCAUGAUCCAGGCCCUGUCAGCGGUGUGUGUUCGCUCCCCUCAUUAUGGCACAAGGACCAAUACAAUUAUCCUGAUAGACGCAGAAGGUAAUGUGACCUUCACAGAGCGCACCAUGCUCAACUGUGACACAAGCAAGUGGAGCACCAGUUCUUUCCAGUUCCAGCUGCAGGUGUGAAGACAUGAUGGAGAAGACCCGCUCUGUGCCUUUCUGCCAUCCCCCCCCCCCGGCUGCACUUCUCCGUAGCAGCUAUGUGAACAUGACGACUCAUCUGCACUUUUUCUUCAGCUAGUCGGUGACAUGUAUUUCUUAUUCUUGAUUAAGUUAAAAUGCAUCUUUUGAAAAUGUGUGCUAAUUUAAAAGAUUGCCAAAGAACAUUUGUAGUUUUGUAGAAGAAAAUAUUUUACCUACAUGUCACAAAACAGCAGGCUUGGGCUGCUCCAAAAAGUCUCAUCCAUUACAGAUUGCUGGCAACCUGCUUUGAACUGCAAUCAAUACUGUUGUGCACAGGAUUAUUUUAAUGCAAUUUAAUUUAUUCUUGUUGGUGUCAGAUUUAUUUCCUUUAAAUCCAUCAUAUGACAUGGUACACUUUAUGCACAAUGUCUCAACUGCAGUUAGAAAUAGCAUCCUUUCAUUACACCAAAUUUUAUUUUAAUUUAAAAUCCUGCAAAUGAUGUACUGUUUUACACAAUAGGAUUUCCCCUGAAUUUCCCUAGAGAAAAAGUUCACAGUAACUGUCACACGGAGUUACCAACUACUUUUUAAAUUUCUGAUUACUGUUACCCCGUUACAGGUAAUUCAUUAUAUAUGCCCCGGCACUGCACAACAGUAGUAUCAGUGUUGGUUACAACAGACAUUUCAGUGUUGAAUGCAAAUAGUUUCAGGCCCUGGAUCUCUGACUGUUUCCAUGGUAGAAUAAUGCAUUUUACAGCUGCUUGACAAUAAAAACUAUUUAUCCAAACACUCAUAUAGAUAUAUAGAAUAUAGAAUAACUGCUGGCAUAUUACACAAACACACUGUGAGGAACCCCAAGUUUCUUUUUAGUAAGCACCUAUUUAGUGCAUUUCACUCUGUGUCAAAUAGACAGCUGACUCCUUUUACUUAAGCUUCCUGUGUUUCUUUUACCCACACAUGUCACUCAUACAGGCCUUUGGACACCAAUUCAACAGGAAGAAUAUUCACACUUACUAACCUGAAGAAAGCUAUUAAGUGUUUUAAAACUGGAUAAAGCUACAUGCAAAUAUUUUAAAAAUGUUAUCAAUUUGUUGUAGCCUUUAUACAUACAGGACUAAAAAGGUUUUUUAAGCUACAUUGCUUUCCACUAUCUUCUGUGUAGAGUGGUAUUUCAGUGAGGACACACUUAACCAGUGGUCCCCUCGGUUAAUGUGAACUCUUCAGGUACCCAUGAAAGCAGAACCUACACUUGAUAUGACUUAUGAAUAUUUUUUUCUUUGAUCUGCUGUCAGUAUGUGGAGCUUUGAUGAAGCCAUGCGGUGGUCCCAGGCAGCGUAUAGCAGACUUUAUUCUCCACAAAAAGGUUUUUUUCACAUGUGACAUUUUGACAGGUCACAGUAGUCAAUGUACAGGUGCAAAUAAUAAAAUUAAUUCGGGUUGAAUUUAGCUUCUUUGGUUUCUGGUUCCUUGUUAUUGUUAUUCGUAACACCUGUGUUUUUCCUACUUUGAAAAGUCAAAAUUACUGCUGUACAAGAUUGUAAGAUUAUUAAAAACAUUCAGUCAACACUGCAUUGAAUGUUCUUAAAAAGGUGAAAACCUGCUGCUCUUGAAUAUGAGCUAAACUUCUGUUAUGAAACUUAUUUUAUGAUAUUCUGAGAUACUUAAUAUAAAUUAAAACUGAUUUAAGAACCCA
Messenger RNA from Morone saxatilis (striped sea-bass), 2750 nucleotides. RefSeq names its product transport and golgi organization 2 homolog (Drosophila) (gene tango2). Gene Ontology annotation, cellular component: Golgi apparatus. NCBI's taxonomy places the organism in Eukaryota, Metazoa, Chordata, Actinopteri, Moronidae. Gene Ontology annotation, biological process: Golgi organization; protein secretion. The record is from RefSeq and is a predicted model, not a curated record.